AUGGGAUCCAUAGUCGACGCUGAACAAGCAAGAAAUUUGUCGCUUUUCCGGCCUCUUGGGUACCAACGCAACUCAUGCGGUUACUGUAAAUCUGACGAUGGAAGUGCGUCGUACUAUACUAGCUCUGUAUCCGUACGACCUGGACAUUAUGAGCAACUCGUCAACCGUGGGUGGAGACGGUCAGGGACGCUUUACUACAAGCAGAACCUGCAGAGGUCAUGUUGUCCGCACUAUACGAUGAGGCUUGAGGCCUCGGCCUUCAAGUCUAGGAGGGACCAGCGUAAAGCACUCAAUCGCUGGAACAAGUUCAUCUUGGGACCGGAAUACAUUCGCCGGGCAGCUUAUCUAUGCCCUAGGACGCGGGAAGAGAAGAAGCACCGGAAAUGCAACUUCGACCUACUCGCAGCUGUUCAUGAAGCCGAAUAUAGCAAUGUGAAACGGCCCGUUGAUCCCAAGACUAAGAAACUGUUAGAACCUGCUCAUCGAUUCGAGGUCAACCUCGAAGGGGAUUCUAUAUCUCAGGCAAAAUUCGAGCUCUUCCUUAAAUACCAAACCAAAGUCCACAAGGAAGAUGUCUCUAAAUGGCAGCAAAAGGAUUUCAAACGGUUCCUUUGUUCAGGCAUGAAGCGUUCUCCUGCUGAUCCCAAAUCUACUGAGAAGAAGCUAGGGUCAUGGCACCAAUGCUACCGACUGGAUGGAAAGCUUAUAGCAGUUGCGGUCCUAGACUUGAUGCCGAGUGGUGUGAGCUCCGUGUACAUAUUCUACGAUCCCGAUUACGAACAAUGGGAGUUUGGGAAACUCAGCGCCCUGAGGGAGAUUGCCCUUGCCAUCGAAGUCAGCUACCGGUAUUAUUACAUGGGCUACUAUAUUCACUCAUGCCAGAAAAUGCGGUACAAGGGGUCAUUCAGACCGCAGUAUAUCCUCGACCCCGAAAGCAACACUUGGGAUCCCCUUGACGGCGAGCUGGCAACGAAGCUGGACGAACGUCCUUAUGUAUCACUUUCACAUGACCGCCGUCUCGCUGCGCAGGACACACCGGAGCCUGCGGAGAAUGACGCGACAGAAGCCGAUGCCGAGAUCAACGAUGAAGAGGUAUCUCUCUUCGACUUGCACAUGCCCGGCGUCUUGUCUCUGGAGGAAGUGAAAGCUUUGGAUCUAGACCACUGGCUCCUCCUUGUCCAUGGCAGUUUUGUUCAUAUGAUUGAUCUUGUGGGAUGGGAGACAAUGCCACUUGAUAACCCCCAGUCCGUCAAAGGGAUUAUCGCCGAGCUUGCCGCGGCGUUGGGCCCAGACCUCGUCAAGGAGAGUGCCGUCGUACUAUUCGACUAG
Molecule: messenger RNA, 1329 nt
Organism: Aspergillus alliaceus
Lineage: Eukaryota; Fungi; Ascomycota; Eurotiomycetes; Eurotiales; Aspergillaceae
Product: arginyltransferase
Exons: 11
Coding region: 1-1329 (442 amino acids)
Biological process (GO): protein arginylation
Cellular component (GO): cytoplasm
Molecular function (GO): arginyl-tRNA--protein transferase activity
Source: RefSeq, a predicted model, not a curated record